AUGUUACAGAUUCGGCCCAUGAAUUGUCUGUGUUUGUCUGUUAAAUAUUGGAUUAGCACCCAUAAUCUAAAAUUCUAUCACCUGUUUCGCAUCGUGAUAGCCAAAUAUCACCACUUCUCCCUUACCCAUAAGCUCUUUCAGCUGUUCUUUGUAUUUAGCUUUUCCUUUUUUUCCUUUUAUCUUUUUGUUGGCAAGACCUUCUUCAAUUAAUUCUCUCUUUGCUGCAUCCUCAAACUCUUCACCUGGAUUUACAUAUCCUCCUGGAGUUGUGAUUCUUCUAUCUAUAAGUGAUUGUCAUUUUAAUUCCUAUUACAUGUU
Meloidogyne enterolobii is the source of this 318-nucleotide messenger RNA. The record is from the annotation of a GenBank genome assembly. Lineage: Eukaryota; Metazoa; Nematoda; Chromadorea; Rhabditida; Meloidogynidae.